Ailuropoda melanoleuca (giant panda) is the source of this 933-nucleotide messenger RNA. Its product is annotated as olfactory receptor 145-like. The annotation marks the transcript as partial. Gene Ontology annotation, biological process: G protein-coupled receptor signaling pathway. Lineage: Eukaryota; Metazoa; Chordata; Mammalia; Carnivora; Ursidae. The transcript has 2 exons. Gene Ontology annotation, cellular component: membrane. Gene Ontology annotation, molecular function: olfactory receptor activity; G protein-coupled receptor activity. The record is from RefSeq and is a predicted model, not a curated record.
AUGACUCCUCUAAAUGCUUCCUUUGUUACUGAAUUCAUUCUUGUGGGGCUAACAGACCUACCAGAUCUACAGCUGCCCCUGUUCUGCCUCUUUCUAGUCAUGUAUAUGGUCACCGUGUUGGGAAAUUUGUGCUUCAUAACUCUAAUUGGGCUGAAUUCACACCUCCACACCCCCAUGUACUAUUUCCUCUUCAAUUUGUCCUUCAUAGAUCUCUGUUAUUCUUCUGUGUUUACACCCAAAAUGCUGAUUAACUUCACAUCAACUAAAGUGUGUUCCAGCCUUAUGCUUGGUACAUACUUGAAGGCGUUUUUGGAUGCCAUGGCUCACACUGGAUGCAUGCUGAUGACAUCAAUGGCCUAUGAUCGCUAUGUAGCCAUCUGUAACCCACUUUUGUAUAAUGUUGUCAUGUCCCCUAAAGUGUGUUCCAGCCUUAUGCUUGGUACAUACUUGAAGGCGUUUUUGGAUGCCAUGGCUCACACUGGAUGCAUGCUGAGACUGACCUUCUGUGAUGCAAACACCAUCAACCAUUAUUUGUGUGACAUCCUCCCUCUGCUCCAGCUCUCCUGCACCAGCACCUUUGUGAAUGAACUGGUGGUUUUCAUUGUGUUGAGCAUCAAUGUGAUUGUGCCCACUGUGACCAUCUUUGUCUCCUAUGGUUUCAUCCUCUCCAGCAUCCUGCGCAUCAGCUCCACUGAGGGCAGGUCCAAAGCCUUCAGCACCUGCAGUUCCCACAUAGUUGCUGUUUCUUUCUUCUUUGGAUCAGGUGCAUUUAUGUAUCUUAAACCAUCUUCUGCUGGGUCUAUGAAUGAGGGGAAAAUCUCUUCUGUCUUUUAUACCAUUGCAGUUCCCAUGAUGAACCCUUUCAUUUACAGCUUGAGAAACAAGGACAUUAAACUUGCCGUGAGAAAAACUCUGAGUAGGAUUUUCAGCUAC